Molecule: messenger RNA, 498 nt
Organism: Colletotrichum abscissum
Lineage: Eukaryota; Fungi; Ascomycota; Sordariomycetes; Glomerellales; Glomerellaceae
Exons: 1
Coding region: 1-498 (165 amino acids)
Source: RefSeq, a predicted model, not a curated record
AUGCUCACAAGGGAGACGGCCGUUAUGCUUGCCAAGUAUAACAACUGGGCCGACCAAGUACUUUUCGCAGCGAUUCAAAAACAGCUGCCGUCCGGGGCGGUCUAUCAGCCGCGCACAACUCUUUUCAAGUCCAUGAUGGGCACACUCAACCACAAUCAUCAGGUCGACCUGAUCUGGCGUGCACAUCUACUCGAAGAGGACCACGGCUUCUCGACCCGCCGUGAUCUGUUAUACCCGAAAUUUGAGGAGUUGGUCGAGAAGCAGUUUGAGGUCAACCAGUGGUACAUCGAUUGGGCGACCAGGCAAGACGAGGAAAGCUUCAGCAAGCGAUCCAAGUUCAAUUACGUCAACGGCACACCUGCAGAGAUGACUUUGGGAGGCAUGUUUCUUCAUGUUAUCAACCACAAGACCUAUCAUCGAGGUUGGGUUAGUGAGAUGUUCUUCGAGCACAACACGAAUCCGCCCGAGACCGAUCUCUGUGUUUACUUGUGCCAAUAA